Molecule: messenger RNA, 4739 nt
Organism: Marmota monax (woodchuck)
Lineage: Eukaryota; Metazoa; Chordata; Mammalia; Rodentia; Sciuridae
Product: cyclin-T2
Exons: 2
Coding region: 29-2227 (732 amino acids)
Biological process (GO): positive regulation of DNA-templated transcription, elongation; regulation of transcription by RNA polymerase II
Cellular component (GO): nucleus; cyclin/CDK positive transcription elongation factor complex
Molecular function (GO): cyclin-dependent protein serine/threonine kinase activator activity
Source: RefSeq, a predicted model, not a curated record
UGAGGGAGCGGGCGGAGGAGGAAGUGUCAUGGCGUCGGGCCGUGGAGGUUCUUCUCGCUGGUUCUUUACUCGGGAACAGCUGGAAAACACGCCGAGCCGCCGCUGCGGAGUGGAGGCUGAUAAAGAACUCUCGUACCGCCAGCAGGCGGCCAACCUCAUCCAGGACAUGGGACAGCGUCUCAAUGUCUCUCAGCUUACUAUAAACACUGCGAUUGUUUAUAUGCACAGGUUUUAUAUGCACCAUUCUUUCACCAAAUUCAGUAGAAAUAUAAUAUCACCUACUGCAUUAUUUUUGGCUGCAAAAGUGGAAGAACAAGCUCGAAAACUUGAACAUGUUAUCAAAGUGGCACAUGCUUGUCUUCAUCCUCUUGAGCCACUGCUGGAUACAAAAUGUGAUGCUUACCUUCAGCAGACUCAAGAACUGGUUUUACUUGAAACCAUAAUGCUACAAACACUAGGUUUUGAGAUCACCAUUGAACACCCACACACAGAUGUGGUGAAAUGUACCCAGUUAGUAAGAGCAAGCAAGGAUUUGGCACAGACAUCCUAUUUCAUGGCUACCAACAGUCUACAUCUUACGACCUUCUGUCUUCAGUACAAACCAACAGUGAUAGCAUGUGUAUGCAUUCAUUUGGCUUGCAAAUGGUCCAAUUGGGAGAUUCCUGUGUCAACUGAUGGAAAGCAUUGGUGGGAAUAUGUGGAUCCUACAGUUACUCUAGAAUUACUAGAUGAGCUAACACAUGAGUUUCUACAAAUAUUGGAGAAAACACCUAGUAGGUUGAAGAGGAUUCGAAACUGGAGGGCUAAUCAGGCAGCUAAGAAACCAAAAGUAGAUGGACAAGUUUCAGAGACACCACUUCUUGGCUCAUCUUUGGUCCAGAAUUCAAUACUAGUAGAUAGUGUCACAGGUGUGCCUACAAACCCAAGUUUUCAGAAACCAUCUACAUCAGCAUUCCCUACACCGGUACCUCUAAAUUCAGGAAAUUUAUCUGUUCAGGACAGCCAUACAUCUGAUAAUCUGUCAGUGCUAGCAUCAGGAAUGCCCAGUACCUCAUAUGGUUUGUCAUCACACCAAGAAUGGCCUCAGCAUCAAGAAUCAACAAGGACAGAACCGAUUUAUUCACAGAAACAGGAGACAUCUUUGUCUGGUAGCCAAUACAACAUCAACUUCCAGCAGGGACCUUCAAUAUCACUGCAUUCAGGAUUACAUCAUAGAACUGACAAAAUUUCUGAUCAUUCUUCUGUUAAGCAAGAAUAUGUUCAUAAAGCAGGGAGCAGUAAACACCAUGGGCCUAUUUCUGCUACUCCUGGAGUAAUUCCUCAGAAAAUGUCUUUAGAUAAAUAUAGAGAAAAACGCAAGCUAGAAACUCUAGAUCUUGAUGUAAGGGAUCAUUAUAUAGCUGCCCAGGUAGAGCAGCAACACAAACACAUGCAGUCACAGGCAGCCAGCAGCAGUUCUGUAACUUCUCCUAUUAAAAUGAAAAUUCCCAUCACAAAUACUGAAAAACCUGAAAAAUUCAUAGGAGAGAAAAAGGAAAAAAGUGGAUCACUAAAAUUACGGAUUCCAAUACCACCCACUGAUAAAGGCACCAGUAAGGAAGAACUGAAGAUGAAGAUAAAAGUUUCAUCCUCAGAAAGACACAGCUCUUCUGAUGAAGGCAGUGGGAAGAGCAAACAUUCAAGCCCUCAUAUUAGCAGAGACCAUAAGGAAAAGCACAAGGAGCAUCCUGCAAACCGUCACCAUGCAAGCAGUCACAAGCAUUCCCACUUACAUAGUGGCAGCAGCAGUGGCAGUAAAUACAGUGCUGAUGGAAUACCACCCACUGUUUUGAGGAGUCCUGUUGGCCUGAGCAGUGAUGGCAUUUCCUCUAGUUCCAGUUCUUCAAGGAAGAAGCUGCAUAUCAAUGAUGCCUCUCACAACCAUCACUCCAAAAUGAGCAAAAGUUCCAAAAGUUCAGGUAGUUCAUCUAGUUCUUCCUCCUCUGUUAAGCAGUAUAUAUCCUCUCACAACUCUGUUUUUAACCAUCCCUUACCCCCUCCUCCCCCUGUCACAUACCAGGUGGGCUACGGACAUCUCAGCACCCUCGUGAAACUGGACAAGAAGCCAGUGGAGACCAACGGUCCUGAUGCCAAUCACGAGUACAGUACAAACAGCCAGCAUAUGGACUACAAAGACACAUUCGACAUGCUGGACUCGCUGUUAAGUGCCCAAGGAAUGAACAUGUAAUCAUUUGUUUAGGUCAAUUUUUCCUUUACUUUUUUAAUUUAAAAAUGGUUAAAGUGGAAAACUUCCUCCUGAUCUAGCAGUGGUAACACCUGCUGUUGCUGCCACUGCUUCAAAAUUUGUAAGUGCUGCUUUAUUCUUCAUUCUGAAAAGAAGAGAUUAUAGUAAACAAGUCUUUAUCUCCACAUAUGAUAGUGUUUAUAAAUACUGUAAAAGCAUGGAAGGUGCAAAACUCAGUAUUUCUACAAUUGCAGCUAAGAACAUUAAGAUGAAUGGCUGGCUGCUUCUAGGAAUAUAAGAUGCCUCAAGCAUCCAUUAUUUAUAAUUUGAAUACUGUAGCUAUUUUUUUGUUGCUUGGCUUUUGAAUGAGUGUAAAUUGUUUUCUUUUGUGUAUUUAUACUGUAUGUAUGAUUUGCAUGUUUCAAUGAUAAAGGGAUAAAACAGUAUGCUGACAACUGUUUACAAGAAAGUGGAGAAAAAUGUACAUACAUUUUUGUAUGUUUAGAUAUUACCAUAAAUACUCAGGAUUGGAGCUGCUUAUAAGUAUAACAAUAUACAGAAUAACUUUAUUUUCUCUUGUCAGAGUCCAUCACUAACCUAAAACAAAGGUGGCACUUUUUCAUGUUAACCUUAAACUCUAGGCCUUACUGGAAGCCAUUAGAGGGGGACACUUCACUACCGGAUGGGUAUGCAGUGCCACAGAUGGUCUAUACUGUGAGGCACUCAAUUUUUGCCUUCAGAGGUUUUGACCAGAUUGGCUGCUGAAAUAACCCCUAAUUUUCUGAAGGCUUGAAGAGGAAAAAAUAAAGUUUACAUACUCUUGAUGUGAAGUGCAUUUAAGUGUUUGUUGGCUUGUUGCAGUACUACAAAACAGCUAUUAAUAAUGGAUAUGUGGAUUACUGUGAUUUGAAAACUAAAUUCACAAAAACUUACAUAGUGAAGAAUUAGUAAGUUUUUCCUUAAAGAACUUUUAACACUACAUAUUUUAACAGUAAACAAGGAUCACUUUACCUUUAGCAUUCAGAAUUACACCGUAUUGUUAAAUAUACUCCUCCCCUGAAGUGUGUCUGUGUGUGAUGCCAUAUUUUUUUCAGGUAAAUGCAGUCUUCCUUAUAAAAAUGAAAUGAAACCUAUGCUCUCUUAAUUGUUUUAUAUUCUAACAAUAAAAAGAUCACUGACUGUGCAUUGUACCUGUACUUACAGCUUAUGAUUGUUAUCAGAAAGUUCUAUAAGAAAAAAAAAAACUUCAGUCUCCAGUCAAACCACUCUAGUGGAGGUUUUAUAUUUGUUUGCACAUCUCAGUAUAUUCCUGUUGAGGUAAAGUUUGCACAGUCAUCUGACUCCUGAUUGAAUAAUAGACUUUAACAUGGUUAAAUUUUGUCUUAGAACACCAGUAGUAUGGCUCUUGUUUAUUGGCUAAUCUUGAAUUUAUUCUGUGGUAUACCUUCGAGCUGUUUAGUAUCUUUGAGAUGGGUUGGAUUCAACUUCUGUUGAACGGAAAACUGUCUUAAUUUUUCCUCUGUGUAUAUGAACUAUUUUUGUUACAAAGCCACUGAUAUGUGCACAAUUGUAAUUUUACUCAAAAAUCUUGUGGUUGUAAAUAUUAAGAGUUUAAUCUUGUGCUCUACUUUUAUUUAGCAGUUACCUUAUUUGCCAGUAGCUUAUAAUUUUUUUAAGAUAAUUGUUAAUUAUUUUUGUCAAUGUUAUUUGAACUUGGGAAACUAGCAGCCUCUUUGUAGGGACUUUGCCUAGCUAGCAUGUCCACAUUUGUUAUUGUCUUGCAUAACAUUAGUAAUCUUUGUCAUUAUAUGUAACUUUGUUGCUCUGUAUGGCAUAAUAUUGUAUCCAUAAACAUGGUAAUUUUGAUACAGUUAUACUUUUACAGUGGUACAUAAUCCAAGGACUAGUAUAGAAUUAAGCUGAAUGCAAGAUGAGGGAGGGAAGGGUUUUUGUUCUUGGUAAUUUUAGAUGUGAAACCUCUACAGAGCUAUCAUGUGAAAUGACAUAGGGUGGUUGUGCUACUGUAUAAUUGGGGAUAAAACCAGGAAUUUUAAUAAGAUUUUGUAAAGAGUAUCCAGAAAAGUAGCGAAUUUAUUUUCAGUAUAGCAUAGAAAACAAUGUGAAUAUUUAAGGUCUGUGACUGUAGUUAAACUUCACUAAGAAUUUGCAGAAUUGUUUUGAGAUGUGGGAAUAAAGGUAAUUUUGUUGAAUCUUUAUUGGUGCUAACGAUGGACAGUUAAAAAGAUAGCUAGUGUAUAUUGUUAUGGGUCAGUACUUAUUAGUACUUCCAAAAUUGAAUUUGAAAUGCUAUGUAUUUACUUUUCACUCUGUAAAUGUAAUUCUUUACAAUGACUUUAUUUAUUAAAGGGCAGCCGGUUGUGAUUUUUACAGGAUCGUGUGAGCUAUUGAAACUCUUUAACCUCUGAACAGGAUAUUAAGCUUCCAGAACCACAAUGGGGAUAAAUGUGGAAAUCUUUUAAAGUUUAUUUCCAUUAAACAAAAAUCUUAUAAUUCA